AUGGCAGCCUAUGUUCAAGUCGAUCUUAGCGCCUUCCCUAGCGACGGAAGCGCUAUGAACUGGCCCUCCGGCGAUCGCUAUACCCUGGGCAGCGAGAGAGAUGAGAUUCGCUGGCUAGACAAGAUCAGCUACGCUAAGAAUUGGGAUCGUGCCCCUGGAGAUCCUCUAAUCACAUACACCGAGCUGCCUCAUGGCUACCGUGUCAUCGCGCAGACACGCGACAACACCAACAACAGAGCUAGAGAUUAUCUGCUCUAUGGCCACCCUAACGGCCACUUCGACCUAGCUCAUAAGGCUUCUGUGCACUUUAAGCACAUAUGGCUAGGCAAUCUGGCCAACUGCACCUGCACUAGGUGUAAUGUGCGUGCCCCAGCCGUACGCAAGAUGCCAUUCUGGCAGUUGAGAUUGUAA
This is a messenger RNA of Aureobasidium melanogenum CBS 110374, 411 nucleotides long. RefSeq lists its product as uncharacterized. The transcript is spliced from 2 exons. Bases 1 to 411 code for a protein of 136 amino acids. Lineage: Eukaryota; Fungi; Ascomycota; Dothideomycetes; Dothideales; Saccotheciaceae. The record is from RefSeq and is a predicted model, not a curated record.